AUGAGCCGAAUGUCCAACAGCGCCGAGACCCAGGAGACUAUCUCCUGGUUUUCGGAUGGCAAGCCCCUACGUGUCCAAGGAGACAAUGGUCUCGAACCGGUCAACGAAGCUGCCAUGCAUCGACGCAUUAAUCGGAAGAUGGACAUUUCUCUACUCCCUCUUCUUUCCCUUCUCUACCUUUUCAAUGGCCUUGAUAGAGGAAACGUGGGAAAUGCACAAACUCAAGGCUUCACCACGGACAUCGGAGCUGUUCCAGAUGAUCUGAACCUAGCGGUCUCUCUGUUCUUCAUCACUUUUGUUGUGUUUCAACCUCCUUCGGCAGCCAUUGGUCGAUGGCUUGGGGCGAAGCACUGGAUCCCCAUUAUGAUGAUCGGUUGGGGGUUCAUUACCUUGGUCCAAGCAUUCAUCAAGGGACGAGAUGCCCUCAUUGCCACUCGCCUCCUGAUCGGCGCCUUCGAAGCCGGUUUUUAUCCCACUGCCGUCGCCUAUCUGUCAUUCUUCUACUGCAGAUACGACCUCGCGGUUCGCGUCGGUCUUUUCUACGGACAAUAUGCCGUUGCGGGGGCUUUCUCUGGAGCAAUUGCCUACGGCGUCUUCCAUUUGCGCGACGGAAUCCUGAAGAAUUGGCAAUAUCUAUUCAUCAUUGAGGGAACCCUGACCAUCUUCUUCGGCCUUAUAGCUUGGUUUUUCCUGCCAUCGGGUCCUGGGUCUGCUUGGUUCUUGACGCCGGACGAACAGCAGUUCGCAGCAGAGCGGAUGAGGCAGGACAAUGCACUCUUCGUCGAGCACACCUACAGCAAGAACGGCAUCGAAAACGAACGCUUGAAGAAAAGAGAUUUCCUCGAGACACUUCGAGACUGGAAGUUCUGGUACGUUUUGGUGUUCAACAUCUGCGCCAGCGUGCCAGGACAAGCCUUUUCUGUGUUUCUUCCACUCGUGGUGCAGGGGCUUGGGUAUUCUUCCAUACAGGCCAACUUGAUGUCCGUUCCACCGUAUGUAUGUGGCGCUCUUGGCCUGUACUUGUUUGCCUUGAGCUCGGACUACCACAAGGAACGUGGAUAUCAUAUCGUGGGGGGAAUUUUGAUUGCUCUCGUUGGACUGAUCGCCACGGUCACCGUCGAGUCACACGCCGGGAAGUAUGCAGCUCUUUGCGUGCUCCUACUUGGCAGCUAUGUUGCUGCGCCCCUGACUGUUGCUUGGUUGAGUGGAAACAACCCAGAACCUGGGAAGAGAGCCAUUGUCCUUGGCGCGAACGGCUUCGGAAACCUCGCCGGCGUUAUUGGGGCGCAACUCUACCGCGAUCGCUACAAACCGAACUACAGACUUCCUUUCUAUGUUACGUUGGGCUUCGUGGCAGUAGCCCUUGUCGGAUAUCUGUCGUACAGAUUCAUAUUGGUACGGGUCAACCGGAGAAAGAUUGAGAUCCUGCGACAAAAGACUUCAGAAGACAUUGAAAGGGAGCGAGUCGACAGUACGCGGUACGCCGACAGAAAGUGGACAUUCAUCUACGGUCUUUGA
Messenger RNA from Colletotrichum gloeosporioides, 1518 nucleotides. RefSeq names its product putative transporter C11D3.18C. Gene Ontology annotation, molecular function: transmembrane transporter activity. Lineage: Eukaryota; Fungi; Ascomycota; Sordariomycetes; Glomerellales; Glomerellaceae. The transcript is spliced from 8 exons. Gene Ontology annotation, biological process: transmembrane transport. Gene Ontology annotation, cellular component: membrane. The coding region runs from base 1 to 1518 and encodes 505 amino acids. The record is from RefSeq and is a predicted model, not a curated record.